CCGUUUCCUUGUUUCGGUUGGUAACUACGCAGGCGUACGGGGUCGCCGCUGCAGCCCGAGCUUGGACCUCCAGGCCAUCCUAACCUCUCCGGGCCUCCAGUGUACGCCCUGGGCGCCCGCCCAACCGUGGCCGUCGUUCUUCCCCGGCCCUCCGAGCUCGCCUGGGCUGGGGCCGGGUGCCGCGAGCUAGGGGCGGACUGCACGGGCCGAGGCCGGGGGCGGUGUUCGGGUUGAGCUUGAGACCCGGGACGUCGGCGCGCCUCGCUCCACCCCGGACGGGGCGGGGCGGCGAAGUUCCGCCCAGUAGUCCGGGGGCCCUGGACUGCCCCGAGGGCUACUCCUACCUCUUUCCGUCGCUGCGGCGACCCCGGGCCCCAAGGGCGGGCCCCAACGGCUGGAGAGCCCGAAGGGGGCAGAGGCACGCGGGCCAUGCCCUGGUCGCCGCAUGCCGUCAUCCUUCGGGACCUGGUCUUGGGCGCGUUUGGCACCAUCGCCUUCUUGCUCGACCUGGGCACCGACCUGUGGGUCGCGGUGCAGUAUGUGCUCAGCGGCCACUACCUGUGGGCCGUGCUGGUGCUGGCGCUGCUGUGCCUCGCUUCAGUCGUGUUGCAGCUCUUCAGCUGGAUCUGGCUGCGUGGUGACUCGGUCCAAAUGCAAGGGGCGGAGCCCCCGAGCCGCCGCCUGGCGCUGCUGCAUGCCCUGCAGCUGGGUUACCUGUACAGGUGCCUGCAGGGGCUGCACCAGGGGCUGCAGAUGUGGCGGCAGAAGACGCCCUCUGACUUUGACUACGCCGAUUACCUCUCGCUGGACAUCAGCAUGCUGCGGCUCUUCGAGACCUUCCUGGAGGCGACUCCACAGCUCACGCUGCAGCUUGCCAUUGUGCUGCAGAUCGGCCAGGUCAAGCCCUUCCAAUGGGUCAGCAUCUGUGCGUCCUUCCUGGGCAUCUCGUGGGCACUGCUGGACUACCAUCGGGCCUUGCGUACCUGCCUCUCUUCCAAAUCUCGCCUGGGCCUGGGCUCUUCUGCCGUCUAUUUCCUGUGGAACCUGCUGCUUCUGUGGCCCCGGGUCCUGGCCGUAGCCCUGUUCUCGGCCCUUUUCCCCUGCUACGUGGCCCUGCACUUCCUGUUUCUGUGGGUGGUGUUACUGUUCUGGGUCUGGCUGCAGGGCACAGACUUCAUGCCAGGCCCCAGCACAGAGUGGCUGUACCGGGCCACAGUGGCUGUCAUCUUGUAUUUCUCCUGGUUCAACGUGGCUGAGGGCCACACUCGAGGUCGGGCCACCAUCCACCUGGCAUUCGUCUUAAGUGACAGUGUUCUCCUGGUGAUCACCUGGGUGACUCAUAGCACCUGGCUGCCUGGCGGUAACCCAUUGUACAUAUGGCUGCUAGUGUCCGGCUUCAGCUUCCUCCUGGGCCUGGCCCUGCGCCUCGCCUACUACUGCUGGCUGCACCCCAGCUACUCUCAGAAGCCUGACCGGGUGGAUGGGGCCCGCAGCCUCCUUGCCCCAGAGCCGAGUCAGGUGCUCCACAAUAGGCGCAUGACUCAGCUGGCACGGAACUUUUUCUCUAAGGCUAAGGACGAGGCUGCUUCACAAGGGAGGGUGGAAGUGAAUGGCACCCUUUGAAGCCGGGUGAGACCCUAUCGCAGCUGCUCACCAUGUGCAAAGUGUGAUGUGGGCGGGUCCUGGGGGCUGAGGGCCAUGAGCGGGAUGGAGGACAUCUGAGAAAGUGGC
Ochotona princeps (American pika) is the source of this 1731-nucleotide messenger RNA. RefSeq names its product XK related 8 (gene XKR8). Gene Ontology annotation, biological process: apoptotic process involved in development; engulfment of apoptotic cell; phosphatidylserine exposure on apoptotic cell surface. The record is from RefSeq and is a predicted model, not a curated record. Gene Ontology annotation, cellular component: plasma membrane. Bases 430 to 1623 code for a protein of 397 amino acids. Lineage: Eukaryota; Metazoa; Chordata; Mammalia; Lagomorpha; Ochotonidae. The transcript has 3 exons.